Molecule: messenger RNA, 3444 nt
Organism: Stylonychia lemnae
Lineage: Eukaryota; Ciliophora; Spirotrichea; Sporadotrichida; Oxytrichidae
Source: the annotation of a GenBank genome assembly
AUGAAAGCCAGUACAUUAACAGCAUCUAUUGUGUCAACAGGGACCGCUCACAACAAUGAUUAUAGCAGUGGUACUACUUACACUAAGGAUCAGACUUAUUUUUACUGUGUCAUGCCUGGAAAUUAUCCAUCAACUAUGAGAACAGUUAUGAAUAAAAGAGGGAAUUGGGUUGAGGGAUAUGAUAAAAUAGACAAGAGAUUACUCAGAGAUCCUAGUCCUUUUAUAUACAAUCAUUUUGAAGUUAUUCGUGGUCUUGUCACUAAAACAGGUUUGAUCAGAUCCCUAAAAGCUUAUUAUAAAGCUAAUACAGCAGCAAAAUAUUCAGGUUAUAAUGUAUUUGAUAGUACCCCCACAACUUUCCUUGUUUCGAGCAAUCAAGAUGACCAUGAGAUCACUUAGUUUAUGUAUAGAUUUAAGGAGAUCCAUAAUGGUGGUAGUAAGAAGGAGAGAAUCCCAUACAAACACUGUGAGGACAAUAUUUGGUUAGUGAAACCGGCAGCUAUGAAUCAAGGCAAAGGAAUUGAAAUAUUCAGAAAUAUAAAGGACAUCUAGCAAUUCAUAUUCACUAGACCAAGCAAUAGUCUAUGGGUUGUACAAAAAUACAUUGAAAAACCAAUGCUCUACAAGCAAAGGAAAUUUGAUCUUAGAAUCUGGUCUCUACUUACAAAUGACAUGAGUUUGUAUGUUUACAAAAAAGGUUAUAUGAGAACAUCAAGUGAUGACUACUCCCUUAGUAACAAGAAUAACUAUGUGCAUUUGACUAACAACUGUCUAUAAAAAUAUGGAGAUAACUAUGGGAAGCAUGAGGAUGGAAACACCUUAGGUUUUGAAAAGUUGCAGGAAUAUUUGGAUCAGACAUAUCCUCAGUAUAACAUUAGUGUUGAGGAGCAUUUCAUGCCAAGAAUAAAGGAUCUUAUCAUUGAUACUAUCCUCUCUGUGAAAGGGCAGUUAAAUCCAAAUAAAAGGAAACAUGUGUUUGAGUUAUUCGGAUAUGAUUUCCUAAUCGAUGAGGAUUUUAGAGUCUGGCUAAUCGAAGUCAACACAAAUCCUUAUUUUGGAAUAGCCAAUGAAUACAUUGCGGAUUUAUUGCCAAAGAUGAUAGAUGAUUUCACUAAAAUUGUUGUAGAUCCGAUUUAUCCUCCAAAAUUUGUAGAUGAAAGAGAAAAUCUCUUUGAGCUUUUGUAUUCUGAAACAGGGGAUAAUCAAGUAAACAAGAGAAGUCCAUUCUCUUAUGACUCACUUUAUCCAGUCCAAGAAUUAAAGUAGCAAAUAGGAACUGCUAAAAAUAAAAGCAAGAAAGACCCAAUUUUACUCUUGAAGCCUAGGUAAAGCUAAUAAACUGCUUAGACUAGUACCAUUUAGCCAGUAAGCAGUACACUUUAAGGUCAAAAUUAAACUGUAAUCCCAAAUUCAAAGCAAUAGAGUAAUCCAACUCUGACACCUUAAAAGGAAAGAUCUAAAAGUUUGAUAUCUACUAAGCCGAUUAUUAAAUCUUAACAGAGUGCUUUGAAUGAGAAAGGCUCUAAUAGCUCAAACAAUAACUCGUAAUCGAGACCUUCACAUAAUAGUAUGUCUUAAAAUAGACAAGCUAACAAUAAGAAGCUUUCUGUAGAAAAGUACCAAUCAAAUAUAAUGAAUAAAAAGGACAUGCUUAUUGCUGAAAAAAUUGAGGAGGAAGAUAAAAACAGUGACUUCUCAGAUGAUGAUGCUAAGAAUCAAACCAAAAAAAUAAAGGGAGUUUUGAAUAACAAACAGAGCAAAAAGAAUUACCUCUAAAAGAACAUACUAGAUUAGACUAAAGAACUUUGUUAUGAACAUGCCUCUCAUUAUAAAGAUUUUGAUAGUGUAUUCUUGAAGAUUCUUACAAGAUUUCAGCAAUGGGAAAUAUUUGAUGAUGACGAAAUUUAACUUGCAUGUUAAAGUAUAAAGAUCCUUGCUAGUAGUGGCUAAGUAGUCAGUUUAAUUCAAGAAAGAAACUUACUUAAGCUUGUUACUAUUUAUGAUUCAGUUGAUGUAGAAAUAUAAGUGAGAUAAGCUAUUAUAGAAAGUUUCCUUCUUGUUGCCAAAAACACAGGUUUAAGGAAAGUUUUUAUGAGACAGCAAGUCCUUCAUUGUUUAAUAAAGCACUCUUUGAUGGUAGUUGAUGAAAGAUAGGUUUCCGAUCGUACCAAGGCAAUUAAAGAAUCGUCUAUCAAACUAUUAUGCAUGCUUUGCACAGUAAAGACAAACAGAUUCUAUAUACCAGGAGAGACUAAUCUAGUUGAAAGACUGAGAAAGAUGUCCUUUGACAAGGGUAUUUUCGCUACUCUUUCUUUAAUUUUUCAACUAAUGAAUAAGGAUAAAAAUAGCAAUUCAAAUAAUGAAACAAAGCUAUAAGUUAGAGAGAAAGUAUUGAAUCUUUUGGAAUUAAAUGACCUAGUUUACCAUGCUAACGUUAUUGAGGCGUUAAUAGAAAAGAUUAAGAACUAACCUAAAGAAUAACAAAAUUAGAUCUUGAACGAGAGUAUGCAAAAUGAUAACGAGGAUCAAGAGAAUUUAAAUAAUUCAAGCAUAAUUCUGGAUCAAACUCCUUUAAAGACAAAGUAAAAGGCUUCUGGUUAAUAACAUCAAAGAUCACAGUAAUCCCCAAAGCCUGCUCUCGGAAAAUAAAAUUUAAAUGGGUAAUCAAGUGGAACUGCUCCAAGUUAAUACCUUUCCAAUAGAGGUGAAAAAAUAAAAGCUACUUCUGAAAUAGAUAAUAAACUUAGCGGCAGCUUUAUAAUGACAGGAAGCGCAGGUGCUUAGAAAGAAAACAUCUUUCAAAGAGAUGAAAAGUUAAAUAGCAAUGAAAUUUGGAAAGAACCUCCUGAACCUGAUUUUCCUCAAUGCUUGCUUGAUAAAUUAGAUCUGACUGAAUUUCAUCAGGAAUUAGUUGAUAAGGCAGAAAAUUUGAGAGAGCGACUUUAACAAAGAAAAGAGGAAGAGGAAAAGAAAAAGCAAGAAAAGGAGUAUGAGGAAAUGAAAAAGGAGCAGGAAAAGAAGCAACAGCAAUUAGAAAAAAUGCAAAAACUUUCCAAAAAAAUUGAAGAAAACAAGCAGAAGUAAUAGUAAUUGAAAUAAGAAAAGAAGAUCGAAGAAGAGAAAAAGAAAACACUUGCUUAGAUUACAAAUAUGUAGCCACCUGGAAAGUUUGCUAUAACUUAGAAAAAAGGCACAACGAUAAACAUUGUUAACAAGAAUAGCAAUAAUAGCAAAGGAUAAAGUCUGAGAAAAACUUUAAGUAAUACAGAUGAAGUGAAUGCUGAUAAGAUUUAGAUAUAGCAAAUCAACAAUGAGCAGAUUUAAUCUCAAUUGGAUUCCGAGGAUAAUAAUACUUAGGCAACUGAGGAUUAAAUCAUUUCUCAGAAUGAUUAGGUUGACAGCAACAUUCAACAAGAUGAAAUUAUAGAUGAAGUACAAGAAUGA